This is a messenger RNA of Ixodes scapularis (black-legged tick), 1197 nucleotides long. RefSeq names its product myosin regulatory light polypeptide 9. The record is from RefSeq and is a predicted model, not a curated record. Gene Ontology annotation, biological process: locomotion; post-embryonic development. Gene Ontology annotation, cellular component: myosin II complex; cytoplasm. NCBI's taxonomy places the organism in Eukaryota, Metazoa, Arthropoda, Arachnida, Ixodida, Ixodidae. The transcript is spliced from 4 exons. Gene Ontology annotation, molecular function: calcium ion binding; myosin heavy chain binding. Bases 168 to 902 code for a protein of 244 amino acids.
GAAAGGUUCGUCCUGGCGACUCGAAGGACCCCGUCGAAGGACCAUUGUGGAAGGCAAGACGCGAAUAAUGCUCGGUGCAGAGCUAACUUUGGAGGGAGCCAAAUUUAGUGUCUCCGCUCGCUCGGCAUUCCCCCCACCCAUCUGGCCAAUGGCGUGCGGGCCACGUCAUGGGGCUUGGCUCGCUACUUGAGCCCCGCGCGCUCGGCAACCCUGGGCCUCUACCGCUGCUUUCUGCUCUCGCGUUCGGGUCGCACAGCUUCGUCGCAGACAUGGGUGACUCGGUGAAGGAAAAGAAGAAGAAGAGCAAGAAGGCGGCUGAGGCCGAUGAAGCAGCUCCCGCGGCAGCUCCCGCGGAAGCCCCCGCUGCGGCUCCGGCCGCCGCCCCUGCGGCGGCACCGGCGGCCAAGAGCUCGACCAAGAAGCGAGCGCAGCGUAGUAGCUCCAACGUGUUCGCCAUGUUCACGCAGCACCAGGUUCAGGAGUUCAAGGAAGCCUUCCAGAUGAUCGACCAGGACAAGGACGGCUUUAUCAGCAAAGCCGACAUCCGCGCCACCUUUGACUCCCUGGGCAGGCUCACCAACGACAGCGAGCUCGAGUCGAUGAUCUCCGAGGCUCCAGGCCCCAUCAACUUCACCAUGUUCCUCACCAUCUUCGGUGACCGCAUCACGGGCGUCGACGACGAGGAGGUCAUCGUAAAUGCCUUCAGCAUGUUCGAUCAGGGCAACGGCUUCUGCACCGAGGAGAGGCUCCGGCAGAUGCUGUGUACUUUUGGCGAGAAGCUGACCGACCAGGAGGCCAACGACGCGUUCGCCGAGGCGCCUAUAAACUCCGAGGGCAAGGUGGACCUCAAGAAGUUUGCCUCGAUCUUAACCAAGGGCGUGGAGGAGGAACAGGGAGCGUGAGGUGGAAUGGCGUCAUCGGACCCUGAACUCCACUCCAGGGCUGCAGCCGUACACAUCGUCCAGCUGGAACAAUAAAAGAGAGACUUUUGGAGACGAACUUGCGCGCAUUGAGCAAUGCUUUGCCCAUCCUUCGUGUGGGCGGUGGCUGCUGGAUGCUGGAGGGCGCCCUCAUCUGCGACGCUCGAUGUGCUGAAUGCCAUGCAGACAAUGCAUCCUGUAGUAGGUCAACCAGCCUAGGAAAGCGUCCCGUAUAUUCCUUUUCCUGAGGCUUAGAAUAAAGAAACUGCAUUUUGAA